Molecule: messenger RNA, 5767 nt
Organism: Propithecus coquereli (Coquerel's sifaka)
Lineage: Eukaryota; Metazoa; Chordata; Mammalia; Primates; Indriidae
Gene: GSK3B
Product: glycogen synthase kinase 3 beta
Exons: 10
Coding region: 1125-2276 (383 amino acids)
Biological process (GO): protein phosphorylation; regulation of neuron projection development; negative regulation of canonical Wnt signaling pathway
Cellular component (GO): nucleus; cytoplasm; cytosol
Molecular function (GO): beta-catenin binding; protein serine/threonine kinase activity; tau-protein kinase activity
Source: RefSeq, a predicted model, not a curated record
UAAGGCUGGGUGGGGGAGGGAGGAGGCGGAGGACGAGUAGGAGGGGGGAGGGGGAGUGGGGAAGCGCCAGGCGGCUGCGCAGACGGCGCUCCUCACACAGAGCAGCCCCCGACCCGGGCGAAUGCGGGCUUGUGCCGCCGCCGCCGCCGCCGCCGCCGCCCGGGCCGAGUGACAAAGGAAGGAAGGAAGCGAGGAGGAGCCGGCCCCGCAGCCGCUGACAGGGCUCCUGGCUGGGGCAAAGCGCGGACACUUCCUGAGCGGGCACCGAGCAGAGGCGAGGGGCGGGAGGCCGGCCUCGCUGGUGCCGUGGGCGGGGGAGAGGGCCCCGAGGGACGGAAGCGGUUGCCGGGUUCCCAUGUCCCCGGCGUAUGGGGAGCAGUCGAGGAGCCGCUGCCUGGGGUCUGAAGGGAGCUGCCUCCGCCACCGCCGCCGCCAUGGCCGCUGGAUCCAGCCGCCGCCUGCAGCUGCUCCUGGCGCAAUGAGGAGAGGACCCGCCGCCGCCGCCGCCGCCGCCAGCCUCUGACUGACGAGCGACUCUGUCGCCCUCCAGUUCGCCGGGCCCCCGCCGUCAGCCCGCCGGAUCCCGCGGCUGCGGGAGCCGCAGCGUUUCCCGUCGCAUCUCCGAGCUACCCCCUCCCUCUCCCUCUCCCUCCCUCUUUCCCAUCCCCCUUUCUCUUCAAGCGUGAGACUCGUGAUCCUUCCGCCGCUUCCCUUCUUCAUUGACUCGGAAAAAAAUCCGCGAGGAAAAUAUAAUAUUCAAAGUACUUAUUUUCAGUCAAGUAUUUCCCCCCCCCCCGCUUAACGUGAUAUAUUUUUGUUAGGAUUCCCCCUCCCCCUUUCUCUUCUCACGAAAGGAAGGGGAAAGAAUUGUAUUUUUCUCCAUCCCCAAAUCAUCUAUAUGUUAAAUAUCCGUACAGAUCUGUCUUGAGGGAGAAAUACACCGCUCGUUUUUUUUUUUUUUAAUAGUAUACAAAAGGAGUGAAAAGCCAAGAGGACGAAGUCUUUUUCUUUUCUUUUUUCUUGUGGGAGAACUUAAUGCUGCAUUUACCAUUAACCUAACACCCCAACAUAAGACAAAAGGAAGAAAAGGAGGAAGGAAAAGGUGAUUCGGGAAGAGAGUGAUCAUGUCAGGACGGCCCAGAACCACCUCCUUUGCGGAGAGCUGCAAGCCAGUGCAGCAGCCUUCGGCUUUUGGCAGCAUGAAAGUUAGCAGAGACAAGGAUGGCAGCAAAGUGACCACAGUGGUAGCAACUCCUGGGCAGGGUCCAGACAGGCCACAAGAAGUCAGCUAUACGGACACUAAAGUGAUUGGAAAUGGGUCAUUUGGUGUAGUGUAUCAAGCCAAACUUUGUGAUUCAGGAGAACUGGUUGCCAUUAAGAAAGUAUUACAGGACAAAAGAUUUAAGAACCGAGAGCUCCAGAUCAUGAGAAAGCUAGAUCACUGUAACAUAGUCCGAUUGCGUUAUUUCUUCUACUCGAGUGGUGAGAAGUUGUAUAUGUAUCAGCUGUUCCGAAGUUUAGCCUAUAUCCAUUCCUUUGGAAUCUGCCAUCGGGAUAUUAAACCACAGAACCUCUUGUUGGAUCCUGAUACAGCUGUCUUAAAACUCUGUGACUUUGGAAGCGCAAAGCAGCUGGUCCGAGGAGAACCCAAUGUUUCCUAUAUCUGUUCUCGGUACUAUAGGGCACCAGAGUUGAUCUUUGGAGCCACUGAUUAUACCUCUAGUAUAGACGUAUGGUCUGCUGGCUGUGUGUUGGCUGAGCUGUUGCUAGGACAACCAAUAUUUCCAGGGGACAGUGGGGUGGAUCAAUUGGUGGAAAUAAUCAAGGUCCUAGGAACACCAACAAGGGAGCAAAUUAGAGAAAUGAACCCAAACUACACAGAAUUCAAAUUCCCUCAAAUUAAGGCACAUCCUUGGACUAAGGUCUUCCGACCCCGAACUCCACCAGAGGCAAUUGCACUGUGUAGCCGUCUGCUGGAGUAUACACCAACUGCCCGAUUAACACCACUGGAAGCUUGUGCACAUUCAUUUUUUGAUGAAUUACGGGACCCAAAUGUCAAACUACCAAAUGGGCGAGACACACCUGCACUCUUCAACUUUACCACUCAAGAACUGUCAAGUAAUCCACCUCUGGCUACCAUCCUUAUUCCUCCUCAUGCUCGGAUUCAAGCCGCUGGUUCAACCCCCACAAAUGCCACAGCAGCCUCAGAUGCUAAUGCUGGAGACCGUGGACAGACCAAUAACGCCGCUUCUGCAUCAGCUUCCAACUCCACCUGAACAAUCCCGAGCAGCCAGCUGCACAGGAAAAACCACCAGUUACUUGAGUGUCACUCAGCAACACUGGUCACGUUUGGAAAGAAAAUUAAAAAGAGAAAAAAAACCUGUUCAUUUUAGUGUUCAGUUUUUUUUGUUAUUAUUGUUGUUCUUAUUUAACCUUGUAAAAUAUCUAUAAAUACAAACCAAUUUCAUUGUAUUCUCACUUCAAGAGAGAUCCAGGGGGUGGGAGGGGUUGUGGGGAGGGGGAAAAGCGGAGCACUAGAACACACAAUCUCUCUCCCACGACAAUCUUUUUUUUAUCAAAAGUCUGCUGUUGUAUACUUUAAAAACAGGACUCCUGCCUCAUGCCCCUUCCAAGAAAAAAACCUUGUUCUGUGCUGAAGGUUUUUUUUGAACUUUGUUUUCUUUUAAAGUCUAGUGUAAGACUUUGGUAUAGUGCACAGCUUGAAAUUGGUUGGGAGCUUAGCAGGUAUAAUUCAAUGGGGACUUAAAUGUCACUUGUAAAAUUAAUCCAUAUCCUCGGGUAUUUGAGGACUUGCCUUUGGCAUGUUGGUGGCAGGUGUGGCAGACAAAAAAGGAAUUGUGUGUCAUUCAUAACCCAGGGAAGUUUGAAACUCUAAGAGAAAGAGUCUUAGUUGAUUUGUUAAGGUUUUUUUUUGCUCUCAGUCAGUGCUAGUGGUGAAGAGGCUUAAAUGGGAGGCUGCCAGAGGAGGGGCAACUAACUAGCAGGACUCUGGCACACGUGCUCUUCGGGUGGAUCUUUGUUUGCCUGACCAAAGUUCUCUGCAAAUCUUAGCACAGUUUUAAACUAGUGACGUAGGAAGAGACUGAAAGGGUAUUGAGCAAGCCACUUUGGCUGCAGAGGUCAAAGGCCAGUGAGCCCAGAGGAACGGGACAGGCCAGGGACACAUCUCACCACUGUGAAUGAAUUUGUCCAGAUUUUUUCUAAAGUUGCUUCCCUUGGAAAGAUACACUUGAGAGAACAUUAUAGUUAAAUAAUGUGAACUGUAAUUGUCUACUGGUUUAUUUUUCAUAUUUUUUAAUUGAAAAUUGAGCUUGCAUAAAUUGCCACAUUCUACACAUAGUUCUAAUUUUAAAUCCAAAUCUAGAAUCUGUAUUUAAUUUCAGCUUUUUUUAACUUCAUGCUUUUUACAUUUAUUUAUUGAUGCAUGUCAGGUCAUUAUGAUUUUAGAUGGUAGGAAUAUUAAAAACUACACAUCAAAAUGAUAAACAGUCACUUGUACCUGCUGACUUUAUAGGAAAGCUGAUUAUAUAAAUAUGUGUAUAUAUGUUAUAUAUACAUAUAUUCAAUACUGCCUUUUUUUGUCUACAGUAUCAAAAUUGGUUGAAGCAUGAGAAGAAUGUUUCCGCCCACAUCGGUUAACAGUUUUUAUUUCUGUUUUCUUUGUGUAUCAGUGAAUGGUGUAAGAAUCAGUCUCUGUUUUUGAAGAAAAAGCAAUAUUUCUUGGAAAGCAAGGAGAAUUGAAGGAUUAUGUUUGCCGUGAGAAAAUUUUAUACUUUUAAGGUUGGCAUUUAUGUGGGCCUUACAUACUCUAAAAUGAACCUUAGUCACCUUGGUGCUUAUGGGCCAUUACUUGACCUAUGAAUCUUUAAGGCACAAUCAGUUGUACUUUACAUUUAAAGAUCAUUUGAGUGAUGGCCGCCUUUCCCUCCUACCGCUCUUCCCCACACACCUUCCAAGGUUAGCUGAUACACUGUAGGGCUGCAGAGCUGAGCCCUAGGUGUAACUUCCCUUCACCCUCCUCAUUGCCACCUUAGGUCAGGUUAGGGGUCUCACCCUCCAGAUGGUUUGGAAGUGGAGUCUCUUGGCAGCCCUCCUGCAGGCCCUAGCACCUGUCCUGCUUCUUAACCAUGUGUGUGUGACUCUCCAAGAGAGUUACAUUGCCUGCUGAAGUGAACCAAUACCCAGAAAGACAACUGUGAGCCAUCUUGGUUUUCACUCACUGUUUAUCUAAGCUCUUAGGCCACAAAAGGGGUUUCCCAAAUCUCUGGUUAUAUCAGAGUUCAUGAGAAAGGAAACACUCUCAGUCAAACCAAAUCAAACAAAUUGAAUUUUACAUCUUAUAAAGUGCUUCUGAGAGCUAAGUAAGAUUUGAAAGAAGUCUGAAAUCAAAGUAUUUAGCAGCAUAAUUCCUUAAAGGGAAUGGCUUUGAUAGACCAUUUUCAGAAAGGAUUUAUAAAGAAUCUGAAAAGGCAGAUCUGUGAUAGAGAAAUGGACCUGCUUUCAGAUCAAACUGCCCAGCCAAACAUUUGGAUACAGACACUACUCUGGACUUGCUAUACUCGCUGAAGUCCAUAAAAAUCUCUGCUUGUUUUAGGAAACGGUUUCUCCCUCCCCCACCCCCCACCCCCUCACAAAUGGGGUAUGAGAAAAAGAGAGAAAAGUCGGAAGCUUUUCUCUCUUGUGUGUGUGUGUGUGUGUGUGUGUGUGUGUGUGAGGGCUGAGGUGUGUGUUUUUUUUUUUCUUUCUCAACGAUCAUGGCGGGAUCACAGAACUCUUUUAUACAAGUGAGAUCCAGGUCUCUGAGUAUCUUUUUGUAAAUAAUAAUAAUAAUAAUAAAAAGCUCCUCACCAAAUUCAAGCUUGUACAUUAUAUUUUCUUUCAGUGUUUUUAAAUUUAAGUUUUAUUGUUUUGUAUGUAAAUAUGUGGACCCAGGAACUGUUAUUAAUGAGCAAAAAGUUACUGUUCAGGGCAGUGAUUCUGUUUAAUAAUCAGACAAAAUGUAGACGAGCUUUUUAAAGCCAUAUAGUUUUAACUCUGUACAGUAGGUACCGGCCUGUAUUAUUGUAACAAUAACUCUAGCAAUGUAUAGUGUAUCUAUAUAGUUUGGAGUGCCUUCGCUUCCAUGUGUUUGUCUUUUUAUUUCUUCUUUCAUUUUUUAAAUUUUAAUUGGUUUCCUUUAUCCAUGUCUCCCUGUCCAUCCCCUUUCCCUUUGAAAUAAUAACUCAAAACGGUAUCUUUGCCCCUUCCACAGUUAGUUUCAGUGAUACCAUGCUCAGGAGUGGGAAGAGGAAACCAUAAUCUCAUUUCAUACAAGCCCUGCCUUUGUUUUGGUUCUGAAUGUCUCAUUUCUUCCUCAGUAGCAGUGACCGGUUUCAUUUCAUACCUAGUCCAUUCAGGGACUUAGUGUAGUGCCAGGGAGCCCUAGAGCUGGAGGAUAUCGAAUAGAUUAGAUUUUGCUCGUCUCUUCCGCAAGCCCUAAGCAUGGGUCUUAAAAACAGCAGAUUCUGGGAGCCUUCCGUGCUCUCUCUCUCCUCCUUACCUACUUCCCUGCUAAAUGAGAGAGAGAGAGAAUUGGUUUUUUAUAAAUCAAAGUUUCUUAAUAGUAUCGAGUUUUGAUACAUCAGUGGUCUAAAAUGCUAUAGUGCAAUUACUAGCAGUUACUGCACGGAGUGCCGCCGUGCUGAUAGAGGAUUAUUGUUUUAACAAAGGAACUCUUAGUCCAUUCCCCCCUUCUGUCAUCUCUCCC